GUCCAAUAAAUUCCCUCUUAAUAUGCUGGCCCCUUCCCCGCGGUCCCUCCAAGCAGACCAACACCAGCGACGGAUUGAAACACAACAGCACUCGCUAUGACAAUCCGCCCUCUAACCCCACUCGACACCAUCAUCCUCAACGGCACCGUCGUCACAGCGGCCGACAUAGCCCGCUACGACAUCGGCAUUAAAGAUGGAAAGAUCGCCCUCCUCGCGCCAGCGGGCUCGCUAGCCGACCCUCCAUCUCCAACGACCCGGAUCAUCGAUGCACAGGGCGCCUAUGUCAUGCCCGGCGGCGUCGAUGCACACGUCCACCUCGCCGAACCACAACUAUUUGGGAAGGGGAAAGCAGCUGACGAUUAUUGCACUGGCACAAAAUCCGCCAUCGCCGGCGGCACAACAACAAUAAUCGCCUUCGCGCCACAAGACAAAUCCUCGCCCUCGCUCAUCAAAGCCCUCGACGAGACCGCCUCAAAGGCCGCGGGGGUCGCAUACUGCGACUACUCUUUCCACCUCCUCAUCGGGAACCCGACACGCGAAGCACUAGAUGAAUUUGCGCUCCUCCGCGACCGCGGAAUCUCCAGCGUGAAGAUCUACAUGACAUAUGAACUCCUGCAGCUCCGCGAUAACCAGAUCCUUGAUGUGUUACUGCAGUCGCGCAUCGACGGUGUGACGACGAUGAUCCAUGCGGAGAACGGGGAUAUGCUUUCGUGGAUGACGGAGCAAUUGGAGGCGAGGGGGUUGCUGGAGCCGAAGUAUCAUGCGACCUCGCGGCCGCAGAUUCUUGAGAAAGAGGCGACGGGAAGGGCUAUUGCGUUGAGUCAGCUUAUCGAGACGCCGAUUCUUAUUGUUCAUGUUUCGAGUCCCCUUGCUGCGGGGGUCAUCCGCGACGCGCAGACGAGUGGGCUGCCAAUCUAUGCCGAGACGUGUCCGCAGUAUCUCUUCCUGACGAGGGAUAAUCUCGCGAAACCCGGAUACGAGGGCGCGAAGUGCGUGUGCUCACCACCACCGCGAGACGGAGUCCAAGACCUCGAGGGCAUCUGGCGCGGAUUGUCGAACGGCACAUUCACCAUCCUCAGCUCAGACCACUGCCCGUUUGAAUACGAUAAUGCCGAAACAGGGAAAAAAGCAGCCAUUACCGAGGACGCACCCCUCGGCCGAUUCAGGUAUAUCCCCAACGGCUGUCCCGGCGUGGAAACUCGACUCCCGCUCGUACUGAGUGCAGGGCGCUUAUCUCCGCAGAAAUUCGUCGAGGUCACAAGUACAAACCCCGCGAAGCUAUACGGUCUCUAUCCCCAAAAGGGGGCAUUAAUCCCCGGCGUCUCGGAUGCGGAUCUGGUAAUCUGGUAUCCCGAGGGUGGCCUCGAGCCCUUUGAGCUGAAGAACGAGAUGUUGCAUCAUAAUGUGGAUUAUACGCCCUUUGAGGGGAGGACUCUGACGCAAUGGCCGAGGUAUACGCUUUUGAGGGGCGAGGUUGUGUGGGAUCGUGAUAAUGGGGGUGUUGUGGGGGAGAAGGGGGUUGGGAAAUUUGUUACGAGGGGGCGCAGUGAAUUUUGUCAGGAGCAGGGGCCUUGGGAUCCAACAAAGUUCUAG
Molecule: messenger RNA, 1593 nt
Organism: Aspergillus calidoustus
Lineage: Eukaryota; Fungi; Ascomycota; Eurotiomycetes; Eurotiales; Aspergillaceae
Source: the annotation of a GenBank genome assembly